Molecule: messenger RNA, 1590 nt
Organism: Orbicella faveolata
Lineage: Eukaryota; Metazoa; Cnidaria; Anthozoa; Scleractinia; Merulinidae
Product: condensin-2 complex subunit D3-L-like
Biological process (GO): mitotic chromosome condensation; meiotic chromosome condensation
Cellular component (GO): condensin complex; condensed chromosome, centromeric region
Molecular function (GO): histone binding
Source: RefSeq, a predicted model, not a curated record
AAAAGGAAGUUAAAAUUUGUCCAGUCGUCAACCUUACCUCAUCCUAGAGGUGCUAGUUGUUGUCGCGGUAGCGGCUACCAAGCUUGAAGUCGAUAAAAAAGGCGGGAUCCAGUUCGUUCUAAAAUGGCUCGUUCUACAACAGAGCGAACAAUUUCAGUUUGUAAUGGCCUUCAGAUCUCAUCUAUUCGCAAAGAGUGGGCUGAUCAAACGUGGAAUUCUGAUUUUCUUGAGUCUCAAGGGUUUCCUGAGGUCUUAGAAAACAACAUUUUCGAUUGUGGAUGCUUUGUUCGAGAACUACAAGAGCUUUUGGUGAUUUCAAGAUUAUGGACUGCUGCAGAGGGUCAAGGCAGUUUGAAUGAAGGUUUAUGGAAGGUUCUUUCAGAGAACAAUUUCUCUCACCGGGUCCUCAUUUCAGUGCUUCACUCUUUUAUUGAGUCCUGUGAUAAGACGUCAAAUGCUGGACCUAAACUCGAGAGUUGUGUUUUGGCAGCAAAUGUUUACAUAGUCUUGGUACAAAUACCAGGUAGUGGAGCGUACAAGGUUUUCCAUCCAUUGUUGUUCCAGAAAGCUCUGGAUGUUUUGCGACUCUGGCCUCAGAAAGAAACAAAUAAGAGGAAGAGACGAGAAGAGGCCACUUCAACAGGACGCAAAGCAAAAACAAGGCGUGGAAGAAGUGAUGACAAUGAUGGUAUGGAGAUAGAAGAUGCUUCCGAUAAUGACACUGACGGCAGCAGUGAUGAUGAGGAUGAUGAAGUCUCCGGGCAGAUUAACACUGAAGAAGCAAAGGCAAAAGUGAAAGUCAAGCUGUUGGCAUUAUUACAGGAUGUUGUAAUGCUGUUAAAUGGAUACUCCCUGAAAGAUUCUGAACAAGCUGUUCAUCAUGUCAUCCAGUUGCUUGUGGAAACCACACGUCUUGAAGCUGUGCCAUGUGAACAAAUCACAUUUGAUUUUCCUGGGAGCCAAAUAUAUUCAAUCAAGUCCAUUGCUUCCUUGGCAUACAUUGGUCUUGGUAUUCUUUGUUCACCCAUUCAUGGCGAUGUUGGAGCAGUCACUCGCACUGUAGGUUUGAAACAUGAGUUAAUUGACACUUCUGUUCUAAAAUUAGGUAUACAUAAGUCAAUAUUCUGCCAUUUCUUGCUGCAACAGGUUUCAACAGCAAAAAGAAGAAAUAAGAACUGUCUUGUCACUGCAACUCAGGACCAAGAUUUUCUAGAACUCCCUUUACAGACAAUACAGUCAAACCUCUAUUAAGCAGCCCUCUGUUAAACCGUCACCCUCUUUUAGGAGGUCACCAUUCAAAUUCCCGAAUUUAGCUUCACAUAUUUACUGUAUAUGUGACCUCCAUUAAGCGGUGACCUCUAUUAAGCAGACGUGGUCACCCUUUGAACUUCCCAACUGGCUCAUUUUAUAUUAAUUCACCUCUGUUAACGAUCAUUUUGUCACAUUAAAAGUGUUCAACUGGAGCACAGUUUUAUGGUCACAAAGAACUCUAAGUGGCGCUGAACAGUAAGUCAGUGACUUGCUUCACUAAAUUAAGUUAUGCAACAAUAAAUCACAGACAACCAUAACUGAGUUUUUUUCACUUCAUGU